Messenger RNA from Dendronephthya gigantea, 4826 nucleotides. RefSeq names its product ATP-dependent RNA helicase A-like. Bases 60 to 3749 code for a protein of 1229 amino acids. Gene Ontology annotation, molecular function: 3'-5' DNA helicase activity; double-stranded RNA binding; ATP binding. The transcript is spliced from 29 exons. Gene Ontology annotation, biological process: positive regulation of transcription by RNA polymerase II; regulation of mRNA processing. NCBI's taxonomy places the organism in Eukaryota, Metazoa, Cnidaria, Anthozoa, Malacalcyonacea, Nephtheidae. The record is from RefSeq and is a predicted model, not a curated record. Gene Ontology annotation, cellular component: nucleolus; ribonucleoprotein complex; intracellular anatomical structure.
GUUCACAGAAUCAGAGUGAUCAGUCAUGAUCAGAACCACUCAGUGAUCAGAACUCAGAUAUGGCAGAAGCAAAGAACUUUCUCUAUGCUUUUUGUGGAAAACGUAAAGUGAAGCCAACGUACAACACCAAUAAUACACCUGAUGGUCGCUUUCAAUCGCAGCUGACCAUCCCAGGUUUCGAAUACUCAUCAAAAGGUUUUUCAGAAAAUAAGAAAGAUGCAGAGACUGAAGCAGCCAAAGAUUUUUGCGGUUACUUGAUUGGUGCAGGGCUGGUGCCAGCUGAAUCAUUGCCUGAUAGUGUAUUUGCAAAUGAGAUGAAUGCACCAGUACCCCCAUUACAAGCAGGAAGUGGGCCAGGUCCAGUUCAACAACCACCCUCACAAAUUAAUCCACAAUCUAUGCAAGAGCAACAGAUGCAACAACCACAAUCCUUUGGUGGUCCUCAAACAUCAAACUCCAGGGGUCCACAUUCAUUAAUGAAUGCACCUCGUCCUCCUCCAAACCUCCAACAAGGUGGUGAAAGAAAUUAUCAUUAUAGUAUUUACAACAAGCGUCAAUUUGAAGAGGCUGAGGAAGUUGAUCUCAAUGCACAUUUACAUGGUAACUGGACUGUUGCUAAUGCCAAAUCACGCCUCCAUCAAUAUUUGCAACAAAAUCGAUGUCCAGCUGAUUUUAAAUAUACCACUGGAGGGCCAGAUCAUAACAGGCAUUUCUCAUGUGAGCUUUCAGUGUUUGUUCGAUCUCACCACAGAACUAUAAAGGCAAAAGAACUUGCAUCAACGAAGAAGCAAGCAGCCCAAAAAGUUGCACUCAGUUUAGUUCGUCAACUCUUCCAUCUGGGUGCUAUUGAUGCAGCUGAACCUGGCCAAUUGCAGGCGAAGAAAUUAAAAUCUGAUGAGCUUGAUCCAAUCGAUGUUGGUAUAAGUCCUGAUCUGGAAGUGCAAGUUACUGCUCUGCUUACUGAUUUAGGCAUUGUGCCUGUCCAAGAGCCAAAUGGAGAGGAAGCAGUGAACAUUGUGUUAAAACGUGAAAAUGAUAAGUUUGAUGACCAAGAACAAAGUGUGGACUCUGGCGUUGUGGAAUGGACUGCACCCAACAUGAACUGGAAUCCCUGGGUGAACCAACCAACUGUAAUUGAAGGUGCAGAGGAGUAUCAGGAACCACUACCAACCAGUGAAGAUUUUCGUAAGGAAUUAACAGACCGUUUGAAUGGUGAUCCAGCCUUGCAGCAAAUGUUGCAACAGCGUUCCGAGUUACCAGUUGCGGGUUACAAGGAUGCUUUGUUGCAAGCGGUCAAAGACAAUCAAGUAGUGAUCGUAAGAGGUGCCACUGGUUGUGGUAAAACUACUCAGGUACCCCAGUUUAUUCUCGAUGACUUCAUACAGCAAGGCCGUGGGACCGAGUGUAAUAUUAUUGUCACACAGCCACGUCGAAUCAGUGCGAUGAGUGUUGCCGAAAGGGUAGCGGCAGAAAGAGCUGAGAAUCUUGGAUGUAGCACGGGUUAUUCCGUCAGAUUUGAUUCAAUUUUACCUCGAAGUCAUGCCGCGAUCAUGUUUUGCACUGUCGGGGUGUUUCUGCGAAAGCUAGAGAGUGGUUUACAUGGAAUUUCUCACGUUGUCAUUGAUGAGAUUCACGAAAGAGAUAUUAAUACUGACUUUUCUCUGGUUAUAUUGCGUGAUAUGGUUGUUAGAUUUCCUAACCUGCGUGUCGUUCUUAUGUCUGCCACUAUCGAUACCCAAAUGUUUCAUAAAUACUUCAACUUGUGUCCAAUCAUUGAAAUCGAGGGAAGAUCUUAUCCUGUUCAAGAAUAUUACUUGGAGGAUGUAAUAGAGAUGCUUGGGUUUGUUCCGCCGUUAUCAGACAAGAAGAAAAAGCGUGAAAAAGAUGACACCGAAGUGGAAGAAGAGGAUAACUGUAACAUGAUAUGUAGUGAUGAUUAUUCUUUUCAAACAAAGAACGCGAUGGGACAACUCAGUGAAAAAGAAAUGUCUUUUGAGUUGAUACAGGCAUUAUUAAACUACAUUGCUGGACUAGAUAUUCCUGGUUCAGUUCUCAUCUUUUUACCCGGCUGGAACUUGAUAUUUGCAAUCCACAAAUUCCUAUCCCAACAUCCCGUGUUCGGUGGACGAGACUAUCGCUUGUUACCAUUGCAUUCGCAAAUACCUCGGGAGGAUCAAAGGCGUGUUUUUGAACCCGUACCUCAAGGUGUUAGGAAGAUAAUUUUGUCUACAAAUAUUGCAGAAACAAGUGUCACUAUAGACGAUGUGGUCUUUGUCAUUGAUUCUGUUAAAGCUAAGAUGAAAGUAUUCACCUCACAUAACAACAUGACAAAUUAUGCCACAGUCUGGGCGUCAAGAACGAAUAUGGAACAACGUAAAGGCCGUGCUGGUCGAGUGAGGCCUGGGUUUGCUUUUUACCUUGUAAGCCGAGCUAGGGCCGAAAGAUUAGCAGAACACGCAACUCCAGAGAUUUUACGCACACCACUACACGAGUUGGCUUUGACUAUCAAGUUGCUGAAGCUUGGAGAUAUUCGCGAUUUCUUGAACAAAGCAAUCGAACCUCCUCCAUUGGAUGCGGUCGUUGAGUCUAUCGCACUCUUACGAGACAUGGAUGCCCUUGACAAGGAUUCUCAGCUCACUCCUCUUGGCUAUUUGUUGGCUAAACUUCCGCUAGAACCACGACUCGGAAAGAUGGUUGUUUUAGGCUGCAUCUUCAACUGUGGUGAUGCGUGUGCGACAAUUGCAGCGAGCACUUGUUUUCCAGAACCUUUCGAGACACCGUCAGAUCGCCGAAGACUAGGCUGGGUUCACAAGCAGUUCUCAGGCCGUCGUCAUAGCGAUCACGUUGCAAUGUUGAGUGCUUAUCAAGCUUGGGAAGACGCUCGAUCUGUGGAUGAAACCGCUGAGAUGCAGUUCUGUGACAGCCGUCAACUCAAUAUGGCAACAUUGAGAAUGACAUCUGAAGCACAGCUUCAGUUAAAGAAUAUCCUUUGUGAUGCUGGUUUUCCUCAAGAUUGUAUGCAUCCCCAACCAUUCAAUUUCAACGGCCCCGAUUCUCAAUUAGACAUAGUUGUGGCCUUGUUAUGUUUUGGGCUCUACCCGAAUAUCUGUGUUCACAAAGAAAAACGUAAAGUACUAACUACGGAAGGAAAAGCUGCUUUGAUUCAUAAAUCUUCUGUGAAUUGUUCAAACCGGGAGCAGACAUUCCCAUCACCUCUUUUUGUCUUUGGAGAAAAGAUCCGAACGCGAGCAGUCUCGUGUAAACAAAUGACAAUGGUUUAUCCUGUACAAAUUUUGAUCUUUACCCACAGUGAAGUCGAGUCUGAAAAAGAAAUCAUCAAGAUUGAUAACUGGAUCAAACUUCGCAUGCCUCAUAAACAAGCAGCUGCUUUGGUGGCAUUGCGAAAAGCUAUUGAUGUUUUGUUGUGCCGCGUGGCCCAGUCCCCUGAGAUCAUCAUGUACCCCAACCAUGAAGAUGGUCGUAUAAUCAGCAUGUUCAAAAAUCUCGCAAAAGCUAAUGUUGGUCAAACGUUUCAGCAAAGGCCUCUGAUGGGGGGCACGGGCGCUGGAGGACCGCCCAGGGCACGAGGGAUACGCGGUGGUUUCACGGGGCCCAGAGGAGGAAGACGCGGUUACCAAGGUCCAAGGCACUUCAGAGCCCCUAGAGGUGGUGGCUUUGGUGGAAGCAGAGGGUUUAGAGGUGGACCGAGAGGCGGUUUUAGGGGGAAUUUUGGUCGUGGUAACUUUUAAAAAAUCUUAUAGUACCCGAAUUCUGCAUUCUAGCAGCCCAUCAAUCUAGCAAUCUGUGCUGGCGUCGGGCCUAAUUAUUAGCACUCGGUGGUUCUUCGUGUAGUAAAUAAAUCUUCAAAAUAUGCCGAAGCUCAUCUUCUCAGCAGGUACCUAAACUAUUUCAGGUUUUAAGUUCAGGGAAGUUAUUACUUUGCCCCCCGUUGUCUAGACCUGAAGCCCCGUUUACACACCAGUGAAUUUAUCGGCACGACACGCCUAAAAUGAGUACCUGUGCCCAUUUCAUCUUUGCCUUUGUAUUGGUAGCUCGAGCACUAAUAAAAAUGGGGUACUGGUACCAAUUUUAGCCGUGCCGUGCCGUGCCAACUGCCAGUAGCAAUUUAAUUGACUGCAGCUUAAAUGGGGUUCUCGAAAUUCAACGAAUUCAAUUUCAGGCCCGUUCCUUGUCCGGGCCUGUGUGAACGUUGCCAAGGUAUUUUAACGGAAGGAGGAAGUUUUUAAAAAAGAAAAACAGGGAGCCCUUUUUUUGAAUGUGGCUUGCAUUUUGAAUGUGGUGAAUCGAAAGUGCAGUAAAGGUUGCUUUGUUUCCCUCUUUGAAAUGUGGUGUUAGACAUGAACGCAUUGUAGUCAUUGUAGCUGUGGAGUGUGGUUUGCGUGUUAUGUAAUUUACAAGAACUCUUUAUUUGUCUAUUUGAAUAUUUUAACAAUUUAACUAGUUUCACAUUCUUUGUCGUCCCAAUAUAAUAAAUAUAUAUUAUGAUUACAAAAUGAACAAAUUAUUUAAAUCCUAUGUCCACAUAGAUUACUUUAUACAAUAGAAUUAAAACAUAGUUAAAUGGAAUAAAUAAAGUCUGGUAAGAAAGGCAGGAAGUUCAUUUUCGCGCACUUCAGACAGAAAAUGUUUCCGGAAAAUUGUAAAAUGAAAUGUUUAUCAUUUGCGUGCCUUUUUAAUAAUAAUGCUCCAGGGUACUUGGUGUGUUUGAAAUAAGUGAAAGUUUUUCUGUUCUUUAAAAAUUUCGACAGAUACUGUAUUUGCAUAUGCAUCAUGACCAGUUGUGACUUUUAUCGCAGCCAAAACAG